GCUGUUUUAAACCAAUGAAAAUGUGAUGUUCUGAUUCUCUGCCACGCAGGCACAUUUCCCAUCAGCCAAUGAAAAGCGAGUAAGGAGGGCUUAAGGGAGAAGGUGUACUUUAGGAAAGAAGAUGGAUUUUCAACAACAUGGAUACCGGGGAGCAAAACCCAGAACCAGAGCAUCUCCACCUACUGGGGGUCCACUUCUUUUUGAUGACACCAGUUCUGGACCUCCACCCAUAAACAACCAAAACUACUAUGAAUCGGGUUAUAAUAUGGCUGCUGCACCAGGUGGUCAGGAUCCAGGAGUGAGCAAUGUCUUUGCUGAUCCGAUGGCCAAUGCUGCAAUGAUGUAUGGCUCAACACUUGCCAACCAAGGCAAGGAUAUUGUCAACAAAGAGAUUAGCCGAUUCAUGUCGGUGAACAAGUUGAAGUAUUUCUUUGCAGUUGAUACCAAAUAUGUUAUGAAGAAACUGUUGCUUCUCAUGUUCCCAUACACACAUCAGGACUGGGAAGUACGUUACCAUAGAGACACUCCUCUCACUCCACGUCAUGAUGUCAAUGCUCCAGAUCUCUACAUACCCACAAUGGCUUUCAUCACCUACAUUUUACUGGCUGGAAUGGCUUUAGGAAUUCAGAAACGGUUCAGUCCAGAAGUUUUAGGUUUGUGUGCAAGCACAGCUCUGGUUUGGAUCAUCAUUGAGGUUCUUGCUAUGUUGCUUAGUCUUUACUUGCUCACAGUUCACACAGACCUCUCAACAUUUGACCUUAUUGCUUACAGUGGAUACAAAUAUGUGGGGAUGAUUUUCACUCUGUUGUGUGGAUUGCUGUUUGGUAGUGACGGCUACUAUGUUGGCUUUGGUUGGUCUUCCUGUGCCCUGAUGUUUUUUAUUGUGCGUUCUUUAAAAAUGAAGAUCCUCUCUUCAGUCUCAGCGAACUCCAUGGGUGCAGGAGCAAGUGUGAAGCCCCGCUUUCGCAUGUACAUUACUGUGGCCUCUGCUGUCUUUCAGCCAAUCAUCAUUUACUGGCUCACCUCUCACUUGGUCAGGUGACCUACAGUGUAUUUGUACACAAAGGAAAUGAACUUUCAAAGAUGAAGCAAUGCUGGACUGGGAUGGCUGCAGCCCUCAGUAUUUCAGCACUGAUGCAGACAAAAAGUGACUUAAACAUGAAAUUGUGUGUGGCAUGGACAGCUAUAUCUUUUUACAUUGUCUCUUUCUGCACAGUUGUUUGCAAAUCAAAUGUUUAAAACAUUUAAAUGUUGGAAAUACUUUCACCAGUUUGCCAUCUUCACUUUGAGGAUAUUGGGAAGAAGCCUUGCUCGACAGCUCUUGUGAUUUCACCAUGCUCCUUUGGUGACUCCUUUUUGAGAGAAAUGCUAAUUUAUCUGCCUGUGUUGUGAUUUUUGUUUGAUGUGUAAUUGGGAAACACAGUCAACUCAAGUGUCCUUCGUUUUUGGUAUUCUGUGCAUGAACAACAGUGUUUUCUUUAUAGCCAAAUAAAUUCCAUAAUUUAAAAUUUU
Messenger RNA from Paramisgurnus dabryanus, 1512 nucleotides. It is a transcript of the gene yif1a, whose product is annotated as Yip1 interacting factor homolog A (S. cerevisiae). The record is from RefSeq and is a predicted model, not a curated record. Gene Ontology annotation, biological process: endoplasmic reticulum to Golgi vesicle-mediated transport. Lineage: Eukaryota; Metazoa; Chordata; Actinopteri; Cypriniformes; Cobitidae. Gene Ontology annotation, cellular component: endoplasmic reticulum membrane; COPII-coated ER to Golgi transport vesicle; Golgi membrane.